This is a messenger RNA of Diaporthe amygdali, 1281 nucleotides long. RefSeq lists its product as uncharacterized. Lineage: Eukaryota; Fungi; Ascomycota; Sordariomycetes; Diaporthales; Diaporthaceae. The coding region runs from base 1 to 1281 and encodes 426 amino acids. The transcript is spliced from 2 exons. The record is from RefSeq and is a predicted model, not a curated record.
AUGGCAGGAUAUAAUUCUGGAUGGCCCCCUGGGGCCAACACCAACUCUUCAGAGGUGACAGAAUUUCUUGACAGCGUACAAGAUGCUGCCGACACUAUCGAUGCAACAAACAACCAGACUCUGGCUUCUCAGGUGGCAUUGCCAAUUGCCAACGCCUCUCACGGAAUCGAUACUCAAUGUGCUCAAACGGCAGAGCUCGUUGCGAUUACGGCCCGCUCCGAGGCAGACAGCCCUGAUCGCACCCGCGAAACAGAUCGAGUUCUGUUCGAGCCUUUCAAAUUCUUGCCUCUCGAAGUUAGAGCCAUGAUAUGGCUUAUUGCUGCUGAGGCGGCGAGACCGAACGGGGUCUAUCAAUUCAGGUUCGCAAGACUGUGGCUGGUCGCGGACGGGCUGGCCCAGACCGUCUUCACACACGUUCAUCGACUCAGCCCUGGCGCCCUCAGCCGUGAGAUCUUUGAUUUAAUUCGGCGAAGCCAUCUUGGGGGCCAGUCUAUCUUGACCUUCACUCCCUUUCGCGAAGUCGGCAUGUUCACCCUUGAAAUGCGAAACUUGUUCCGAAGCUGUUCAGAGGCUCGGUCUGAGCUGACCCGCACGCCCGGAUUCAGCUCAAGCUUCAAUUUUCACUGGAUGGACGGCAUCAAAUGCAAUUUGGGCACGAUCCGGCCAUUUCAUUACGAUACCGACUGGAUUAGCAUCUGGGGACUGCCCUAUCAGACCCACAACACGCGUCUUAGCCCUGACUUGCUGUGUACGCCUGACAUCAGCCGCAUCCAACAUCUUGCGCUCCCCUGUGUUGAUUACGGACGCCGAUCGGACAUACCUGACCCAAUGAAAACCCUACACAUACUCUGUCGGCUUGAUGGUCUCAAGUCGCUUGGCCUCUACGAGUCCACCUUCACCAUCAGAAAUGUGUCACGCUGGCGGAAGCCGAUCACAGAGAACCACAAAUUGUUUCUCAAAGUCCUUCCAAUUGUGGCUCCUGAAACAGAUUCACUAAAUCGACUGAGUGACCGGUCAUUUCGUGCGGCAAUGAAGAGGAUGAAGGCUUUCAUCGGGGACACAUGUGUGAUGGCAAAUGUCAAGAGUGUUGAGAAUUGGCACCCAAACAGCAUGGACAUUGCGGGCUUGAGGUUCUGUUUUCUGGUCCAUGGCGAAAGCGAGGACGGACUGGAUCUCACAGGGUUCAGGGAGGAUGGCUCCCAUCUGGACAAUGCUGACCGAAUUGAGGAUCUGGGAUCUCUUGGGCGGGCAGUCAAGCGAUUGCAGCUUGCAGCGGCUUAG